AUGGCGAAUUUGUACGUGAAGGCGGAGCCGUCCGCUGAUCUAAACAGGAACACAGAGUGGUUCACUUACCCUGGGGUUUGGACCACCUAUAUCUUGAUUCUCUUCUUUGCUUGGCUUCUCGUUCUUUCCAUCUUCGGCUGCUCUCCUGGCAUGGCCUGGACCAUCGUCAACCUCUCUCACUUUGCUGUAACUUAUCACUUCUUUCAUUGGAAGAAAGGAACUCCAUUUGCUGAUGACCAGGGAAUCUACAAUGGGCUGACUUGGUGGGAGCAGGUUGACAGUGGGAAGCAACUCACUCGCAAUAGGAAGUUUCUAACAGUUGUACCUGUGGUGCUGUACUUGAUUGCUUCACACACAACUGACUAUGAACAUCCAAUGCUCUUCUUCAAUACUCUUGCAGUGCUUGUGCUGGUUGUUGCAAAAUUUCCCAAUAUGCACAAGGUCCGGAUAUUUGGAAUUAAUGGAGAUCAGUGAGUUGGGUCUUACAUUAGGAUUCAGUUGCUUUACCAGGUUAAAAGCCACCAAAAUUUUCAAGUUCUGUGAGAAGUUUAUGUUUCUGUAUAGAAGUGAGAGCCUGAAAAGAUAUAGGGGUAUGUAUUGUUUUUGUGCUUUGAUAUUUUUACAAGCCCUCUCCUCCGAGAUAUUGAAGCAAUAUUGUCCUUGUACAGUAGGAUAUUCAAUGUAUUGGAAGAUAAUGCUCCUGUUAUGAGCUUAUUACAGCAUCUCUGUAAUUUUCAUGUGCUUUGAGAAUGAAUAUUUAAUAGACAAUGACCCUACUCCAUGAGCAUUCUCACAUUGUUGGUAUUGUGAUGUCGGAGUCGAGCUGAGUUUCAAUCUUAGAAUAUGAGGAGGACAGGAGAAUUUGAGCUGAGAAUUCUAUAGGGGUUGCAAAAUGUAAGAUGUGGGUCUCCUUUACUCGUCAAGGUAUGUAUAAUAAGACCCGGAUACGUA
Molecule: messenger RNA, 951 nt
Organism: Ilex paraguariensis (yerba mate)
Lineage: Eukaryota; Viridiplantae; Streptophyta; Magnoliopsida; Aquifoliales; Aquifoliaceae
Source: the annotation of a GenBank genome assembly